CCAUCAACCAUAAACGCGUGAAGAGACCAACCUUCUGGACUCCAAAGAGAGCAUGCUAAGGAGAGGAAUCUGUGGAAAGAGGAUUGUGGGAGCAGACGUUCAUAGGGGUCUUGGGCUUCUCAGACACGGGAACGGGGAGAACAGGGGGAUGGAGGUGGAGAUCAUGAAGGAUAAGACGGAGAAGGGGCCGGAGAAGAAGAAAGAUGUUGGGAGCACGAAGAUGUUCGACAGCCCGCCGGAGAAGCCUCUGCCCGGGGACUGCUGCGGCGGCGGCUGCAAUCCUUGCGUGUGGGAUACCUAUUACGAGCAGCUUGAGGAAUAUAACAACAGCAGAUCCGGCGACGGGAACGAGCAGCAUCAACCGACCUCUUGAUUCUUCAAUUAACACCAACAGAUGGGUUGUUUUUCCAUUCAAUUCUUGCCUCCCCAAUAGAAUUUUUCUUUUCCUUCUUUGAUGGGGAAAAUUUAUUCGUUGUUGUAUCUUUCUGCUGGCUUCGUCGUCUUGGUAAUUGUAUAAGAGGCUGUUCUGGGGAUCACCCAAAUUGAAUAAGAGACUGAAUCUUUUCUGGCA
Molecule: messenger RNA, 571 nt
Organism: Nymphaea colorata (pocket water lily)
Lineage: Eukaryota; Viridiplantae; Streptophyta; Magnoliopsida; Nymphaeales; Nymphaeaceae
Exons: 1
Coding region: 53-373 (106 amino acids)
Source: RefSeq, a predicted model, not a curated record